AUGCCACAGCGCAAGUCUGAGACACCUUCCACGGCAUCGACCUUGCUCAGCUGCUUUGUCAAGGAAGUAGGUGGAGCCACUGAGACACUGGCGGUUCCUUGCGACCUGUACGGUCUGUUCGUUGCGGAGCCUUUGCAGCUCAAUGUUCGGGUCGAUGGUUACGUGAUCUUCUUUCUGGAGAUGACUCGCACAGUUUUCUUUCUUGCUGUGAACUUUGGAAUACAACUGAUGUACGUGACCAGGAUUCACAAGAUCAACAGGCAGAAUGAAGGUUCUCAGUGUGAACCGCGCAAAGCUUAUCUGCAACUGGUCUGUAUCUUCGUGUUUGCCACAAGCAUCUUCAAGGAACUGCGGAACUGCACCGACUUUCUGGACCUCCUGAUCAGGUGCCCGGUGAAGGAGUCCGAUGGGUACACCCGUGUGGGUGUUGGCGGCUGCGCUGCGGCCUUGGCUUUCUGGAAGCCAAAGUCCAACUCGAGGCAGCUGAUCACACAUCGUGUGGCCCCCUCUUCUGCCACAGCCGAGGAUCGACUCUUUAAGCUUGCGCGACUCUACCGCUGCGAGCAGAAAGACCACAUCUGGUCCAUGACCUACUUGUGGAAGAUGGUUUGCAUCGUUUUUGUCGCCUUGCCGCGCAUUGUCCUCUGCCUGCUCCUGCUGAAGGUUGCCUCGGGCUUCAUCGCACGCUCCAACGAGGAGUCUAUGGUCAUCGACACAGUUGCUGCGUUGUUCAUCAGCGAUAUCGGGACCUUUAUGUUCCAUGCCUUCACAACAAACAGCGUCAAGAACAAUCUGCGCAGGAUGCCGGCAGUGGAGUUUACCUCCACCAACUGCGCUCGACUUUUGUCCUUCUUCUUGGUGAACUUUGUCCUGCCAGUGGGCAUCUCAGGGAAGGGUGUGUGUCUUCGCUCCGACAUCAACUGCGCGGGUGUGGUUGCCGCUUCAGGGUCGCUUCGCCCACUGACAUUGCGCCGGUGGACAGGUACUGAAACUUCCAUGGAUCUGUACUUUGCUUGCAAGCUGCAGGCUUGGGCACUGCGCACGGCAUGCGUUGCCGUUGGGGUGGUGACCCUGCUGUCCCAGGCUGCCUUCGUGGUGCCAAAGCCAACUAUCAGCGAUGCCCAGAGCAGAACACUCGCAGGUUCUGGCUACGCAUCCUUGCGAGGAAGCCGCGGCCUUGUACUUCGAACGCCUCUCAAAGCUGAAGAGGCUGCUGAACCAGCCGGCGAGGCCAAGAAGAAAGUCGACUGGGUACUGUUGGCCUACUUUGCCAUGUGGUACCUGGGCAACUACUACUAUAACAUCACGAACAAGCUGGCCCUGAAGGCGGCCGGAGGCGCCAAGGGCUUUCCAAUGACGAUCGCGACGCUGCAGCUUGGUGUGGGCUGCCUCUGGGCGCUUCUGCUGUGGGGCUACCCGGACACGCGAAAGCUGCCCGAGAUCACUGCGGAGGACUACACUAAGACCCUGCUUGUUGGACUUACAUCUGCAGGUGCCCACGCAGCGUCGGUUUUUGCUCUCAGCGCUGGAGCUGUGUCGUUUGGUCAGAUUGUGAAGGCUGCGGAGCCGGCCUUCGCAGCACUGAUCGGCACCCUCUUCUACUCAUCGAAGGUGAGUGUUGGAAAGUGGCUCUGCCUGAUUCCCGUCAUCGGUGGUGUGGUCCUAGCCUCGCUCGCGGAGCUGGACUUUGCCUGGGCCGCCCUGAUCACGGCGGCGAUGGCCAACGUCUUCGCGGCCUUCAAGGGGAAUGAGAACAAGAAGUUGAUGGGCACGCCGGGGCUCAAGGACCGGAUGGGUGGUGUUGGAAACCAGUUUGCAAUUACGAUGAUUAAUUCCUUCAUCUUCUGCGUGAUCCUCUGUGCCAUCACGGAGGGGAGGAAGUUCGGAACCUUUUUGAAACUGGCGUCGAGCAACAACGUGGUUUUGCUGAACCUGAUAUACUCUGGUCUUUGGUUCUAUGCCUACAACGAGCUAGCGACCUUCACCAUCAAGAAGACAAAUGCGGUGACAUCAUCAGUGGCGAACACUGCAAAGCGCGUGAUCGUCAUCGUCGGUGUAGCGCUUGUGAUGCACGAGAGCCUCUCCCCUUUGAAGCUUAUAGGCUGCACCAUUGGCAUCGGCGGCGUUUUCUUGUACUCGGUGAUCGACGACCUGCUAAAGAAGUGA
Molecule: messenger RNA, 2166 nt
Organism: Symbiodinium natans
Lineage: Eukaryota; Dinophyceae; Suessiales; Symbiodiniaceae
Source: the annotation of a GenBank genome assembly